CGGAUGACAGGUCACGUAUGCGGUGUUGUAGCCGAGUUGGAGAACCUAGCUGGAGCAAUACGUUCCCGGAACAACUGAGUAAUCACUGAACAGUUUCAGCGUUUGUGAGGUGAGGCCGUGAUGAAGAUUCUGCUCAAAAAACGGCGUAUCCCCAUCAAGGCAUAUCCACCAUGACACCGUCAUGCUUCUCCAGGGCGUAAGUGAACAUACUGCCAUAUUGUGCAACACCGAGGCAUCAAGUUAUUACAAUGGCUGAAAGGCUGUCGGUUUUGAACGGGACUCCACGACUGCUUGCAGGCCCGCAGUUGCUUCACCAUCUGGUCAAGGGCCAACCCGGGAGCAUUGCUAUCGACUUCACAGAUGCCGAUGCACGCCAGGAAGUCGUGACCUACUCAUGUCUGCAGUCUCGCUCCGACGCAUUGGCGUCGGAGCUUCUCGCUCUGCACGAGCAUACGCAGACGUACGCUACCAGUCGUCCCAUUAUACCCAUCUACAUGCAGCAAUGUCCGGAUCUCUACAUCUCCCAGCUUGCCACACUCAAGGCAGGCUAUGCGUUUUGCCCAUUGCCUCUGGAUGCACCCGAGGAACGUCUACGCUUUAUUUUGCGGGAUGUGGAGGCAAAGAUCAUCUUGACCACCUCAGCAUCGCGAUCUAGACUGCCUGCGAUUGAAGGCAUUGAGGUUAUUGCCGUCGACAACUCAACCCCCAACCACAUUACGUCCCAGUGGCCUACCGACAUUGACCCGGCGAACGCCGCUUACAUUAUGUACACUUCAGGAUCGACUGGUACUCCGAAGGGCGUGGUAAUAUCUCAUCGAGCAGCCAGUCAGGCCCUGCUUGCGCACGACCCGCACAUCCCUGCCUUCAGUCGCUUUCUCCAGUUCGCGAAUCCCACCUUCGAUGUCAGCGUUUUCGAGAUAUUCUUUCCUUUCUAUCGAGGCGGCACCAUUGUGUCGUGCGACCGAAAAGCAUUGCUGAACGAUCUUCCCGGCAUCAUGAACGCUCUUAAUGUGGAUGCGGCAGAAUUGACGCCCUCGGUGGCAAGCAGCUUGCUGCACAACCGGAGCAGUGUACCUAACCUCAAGCUUCUUCUCACCAUCGGAGAGAUGCUCAAAAGGUCCGUCAUAGAGGAGUUUGGUGGGAAUGAUGGUCAGCCUAGCCUGCUUUAUGGCAUGUACGGACCUACAGAAGCUACCAUUCACUGCACGCUGCGACCAGCUUGUGCGAAGAAUAUGACGGUCGGCGAUAUCGGUGUGCCUCUAGACACUGUGUCUGCGUUCAUCGUUAAACCCGCAAAACCAGAGGCUGCUAACGCUCCUCUGGAGCUUGUGGAAGUCGGUGAAGAGGGCGAAUUAGCUGUGGGAGGUUACCAACUUGCUGAUGGCUAUCUUCACCGCGAUGAGCAGACGAAAGCAGCAUUUGUCGAUCACCCAAAAUACGGCCGCCUUUACCGUACUGGAGACCGUGCUCGCUUGCAUGAAAGUGGCUGGUUAGAAUGCUUAGGCCGUAUAUCAAGCGGCCAGGUGAAGCUGCGAGGUCAGCGCAUUGAACUCGGUGAAGUCGAGUAUGCGGCUGCGCAGACCGCCGGGUGUAAGAGCGCCGUUGCAGAAGUGGUGGAUGGCACUCUUGUCGCUUUUUGUGUACGGUCCGCAGCAACACUGACAGUCUUUGACAUACAAGAAACGUGCAAGAAGUGGAUGCCAGCAUUUAUGCUCCCCAGAGAUGUCAUACUACUUAACGAGCUUCCGUAUCUUCCGUCUGGAAAGAUCGAUCGGCCAACAUUAAUCAAGCAAUAUCAAGACCUCAGGCAAAGCCAUACGAACCAAGUCAACACGCUGAGCCCGGCACAGCAGCGGCUUGCUCGAAUACUGGAUCGAUCACUAGCAGCGCACAUCAACGCAGAUACGGACCUACCUACUGUUGGUCUCGAUUCACUCUCCGCGAUCCGCAUCGCUGCCCAGCUACGCCAGCAAGGCUUUCCGCACGCUGAUGCCAGCAUCGUACUUCAAGCUCACAGCAUUCGCGAGCUCGAUAAUAUCUUGGAGCAGGCCAAGUCUACCGCCGUCAGACAUGACCAAGCGUCCGAGGCCGACAACGAGACAGCCGCCUUCAAGCAAUUCUGCGCUAAGGUGCUGGAGAACCCAAGCAUCACUCAUCUUCGGGAAGAUAUUGAGGACAUAUGGCGGUGUACGCCAAUACAGCACGCUAUGUUGACGGAGACCGCGCGCACUUCCACAACGUACUUCAAUGAUGUCUCCUUCGAAAUCCGAAGCAGUAUCUCCUUGAACUCGCUGAAAUCGGCCUUAAUUCUGCUGUCUACUCACCACCCACUGCUCCGGGCUGGCUUCGUUGAUGUCGACGGUGCGAACAAUGGCCAUGCAAUCAUUAUCUGGAAAACGCUUCAUGAGAGGCAGAUCAGGGUAGGCGACGUCUCAAAAUCUGGAUCUGUCUCAGGAGGCCUGCCGGACUUUCUGCGACCUCUGCUAUUUCGAUUACGCGAGGGCUCCCACUCUGUAUGUUUGAAUCUUUGCAUCCAUCACGCUCUUUACGACCAAUGGUCUAUCGAUGUCCUGAAGUCAGAUCUGACUGACUUGCUACGUGGGCGCGAACCUCCUCCCGUGCCGCCCUUUCAACAGAUCAGUGAACUCUACGCUAAAUCCAGCGCUGGGGCACUGCUUCAACAAUGCGGCGGUUUCUGGCAGCAACACCUGCAAGAUUUCACCAUCACGCCCAUUCCGAACCUCAAUCCGUGGAUUGUCCCGCCUGGCUUGCAGAAACUCUCACGCAACAUGCAGCUUGACGUGACUGCAGCCAGAUCGAGAAUGAAAGUUUCUGGGGUGAGCUUGCCCACCGUUUUCCAGGCAGCAUGGUCUUACCUUAUGGCCUCCCUGUCCGGGAGCUCGGAUGCGAUCUUUGGCGUCGUCUUCUCGGGUCGUCAUCAUGCUGUUACUGGAAUCGAACGCAUCGUUGGCCCGCUCUUGACCACACUACCUUUUCGGGUCGACAUCUCGAGCGUGCAAACUUGUCGCGAGCUUCUCCGGGCGGUGCAGAACGCCAACAGAGCCAUGCAGCUGCACUCACUGACUCCACUCGUGGAUAUUAAACGGGCCGCUGGUUGUGCACCAGACACUGUCCUCUUCGACGUUCUGUUCGUCUGGCAGGAAACUAGCCUCAUGCUAGACCCGAAUGAUCUACUGAUGCGUGAAGUUGCUUCCACUGACCGACACGAGUUUAACCUCGUUCUUGAGCUUGAACCUCUUCCAGACAGGAUCGUCGCGCGGGUAACAUACCAGGAGAGUCAUCUACCACAAGAGCAGGUUCACCUCCUUCUACGUCAACUUGACCGUCUUGUCGAGAGAAUUGUGCAGGCUCCAGAGACUGCGGUCGCAGGAUUGCAGGAGGCUUUAGACCUCGAGUUGCUAUCCGCAUCGAACCAUUCACCCAGUACAUGCACCAGGGUAGGUGGUGUGGUCUCGGCCGUUGAGCGGCAGGUCGAUCUCUCGCCACAAAAUCGAGCCCUGCACUUCGCUACUCACAUCGUCGAAGGCCGCUUGAAGACAGUCACCCUCAGCUACCAAGACUUCAACAACAAGGUGAACCAAUUCGCUCGCCAUCUCCGCGCACUUGGCGUGGCACAAGGCGAUCUUGUCUGUAUCUGUAUGGAGAAGUCACUCGAUCUCUAUGUCAGUAUCACGGCAACACUAAAAGCUGGUGCUGGCUACGUACCUUUACUGCCAGAUACUCCGCAAUCAAGGCUUGAAAGCAUCUUGAGUCAGACAGCGUCGAAGAUGUGUAUCUGCGACAGCGGCACCGAAAGCAAAAUACGCACUGUUGGUGAUGUCGGCAUAGUCAUGCUGGACGAUGUCGACAUUGUAGGCUAUGACACCACUAACCUGGACCUUCCAUACGUUGGCAGCAAUGUCGCGUAUGUUGUAUUCACGUCCGGAAGCACAGGAUCGCCGAAGGGUGUGUGCGUAACAUUUGACAACCUAGACAGCAAUCUCUCUGCGCUUGCUGAGCUGUAUCCGGUUAAAGAGGGAGAUCGUUUGCUGCAGGCAUGCUCGCAAGCAUUCGAUGUGAGCGUCUUCGAGAUCUUCUUCAGUUUUAGCACAGGCAUGUGUUUGUGCUCCGCUACUAAGCUGGUGCUAUUCAGUGAUCUCGAAAUGAGUAUCCGUGCCUUUGGCAUAACACAUCUGUCCCUGACUCCUACAGUCGCUGCUUUGAUACGUCCUACCCUCGUACCGACAGUCAGAUUUCUGGUCACGGCAGGUGAAGCGGUCACGGAAGCCGUACGCACUCAGUGGGCGGGCAAUGGCCUCCAUCAGGGCUACGGCCCUUCAGAGACCACGAACAUCUGUUCCGUGCUAAUGGAUAUGUCCAAGGAGCACGCAAUCGGCAACGUCGGUCCUGCGCUUCGGAACACCUCAGCUUUCGUGAUUGCACCAAACAAAACAUUCACCUUACUGCCUGCGGGCUCGGUAGGUGAACUCGCAUUUGGUGGAGAACAAGUCUUUACUGGGUACCUGAACAUGCCAGAUCUGAAUGCUGCGAAGCUGUUGUGUCACUCUCGUUUUGGCCGGAUAUACCGCAGCGGAGACAUCGGCAGGAUAUUACAUGAUGGAACGCUGUUGAUCGCAGGAAGACUGGAUGAUCAAGUCAAGGUCCGAGGCCACCGUAUCGAGCUCGGCGAGAUCAGCGCCGUCAUACUUCGCGACUCUGGAGUUUCAGACUGCACAACUAUGCUGAUGCACAAUGAGGUCGCAUCCGACCAAGCGCUGGUUUCCUUCUACGUCCCGCAAGCCGCCAGCGGUCAGAACACAGUAAUCCUCGAAAACUACGCAGGAGAGACGGCUCAUCUGUUCGGUGUUGCUGAAGAUGCGCUGCCAUCUUACAUGAUCCCGCGCUUUAUCAUAGCAAUCAGCGCGAUGCCGCACACGGCGCAGGGCAAGCUCGACCGUCGCUUGCUGCAACGUCUGCUCUCUGAGAUUCCCGACAAUGUCCGGCAUCAAUUCUCUAACCAACAAAAUGAUGCGACAACACCCGAUGCGGACUGGAGCGAAGCAGAAGACACGGCGGCAACUUUACUGGCUGGCACGCUGGGCCUGCAGCGUCAGAGCAUAACAAAGAGCACAUCUUUCUUUACGUACGGUCUCAACUCUCUGCAUGCUAUUGCGUUCGCGAAGAAGGUGAGUAGUCAUUUCCGUCGUACGGUUGGCAUUGAUGCAGUUAUGCGCCAUUCGAGCAUUGCUCGCCUUGUCGCGCAUGUUUCUGGCUGCCAAAAUGAGAACUUGCAGGUAAAUGGCGACACUUCUCUUAACGUAUUCUCGGAAGACUUCGCAGCGAAAAUCAAAGCACAGCAUCAUGCCACAGGACAGAACGUCAAGCGCAUAUUACCAUGUACACCGCUUCAGGAAGCCAUGCUAUCCGUGGGAACAUCAAGGUCUCCUGAUGCUUACUGCAACACGACAACGUUCGCGGUUUAUGGGGAUUUGGAUCGCCUCCUGGAUUGCUGGCACGAAAUGGUUGCACGCCAUGAUAUUCUACGUACUGUGUUCGUAGAGACAGAUUCCGCCGACUACCCUUAUGCACAGGUUAUUCUCGAGGCCCACAACCUGCCCAUACACCGAUCCGGGUGCGGAGCAGCCAUAAGCAGUAACGGUCCGAACAUCACACGGGGCGCUGAAAGCCUUCGAUUGAGCCAUAGCCGACCAAUUGUUCUCGAGGUCGUCCAAACAGACGAACAGAGUCUUCUCACGCUGCGGAUGCUGCAUGCAAUCUACGAUGGUGAGUCCAUGGCGGUCCUGCUUAGCGAAGUGCAGGCGUCGUACCACGGCGACACGCUACCGCCACCCGUCUCAGCUGAGCCUUUCCUUGCGGCGGGCAUUCGCGACAACCAGCAAGAUGCACUCAAGUACUGGGCCGAGCGGGUCGUCUCUUAUAGGCCUCAACCGUUCCCUCGCCUCGACGAGGGCAGCUCUGACUUCGAAGAAACGAAGCAGUGCGAAGCAAGUAGCACACUAGAUAUGCUACGUAACUUCAGCAAGCGCCAAGCCACCACAACACUCAGCAUCUUCCAGGCCGCGUGGACAUGCGUUCUCUCGCUCGCGCAGUCGUCCGGUGACGUCUGCUUUGGAAAUGUGGUCAGUGGACGAAGCGUCCCAGUUCCUGGUGUCGAACGUCUUGUUUUGCCGUGUUUCAACACGGUACCAAUGCGGGUACGGACUUCGCAAUUUCGAACUUAUCUGGAACUCAUCAGGAGUCUCCACGGUCAGAACCUAGCAGACACGCGGCACCAACUGACUGCCCUUCGCCGCAUACAAGCACUCUCCGACGCACCAGAAAUGCAUCUGUUCGACUCAAUGCUUUUACUACAGCCGCCGCACAAUGACUUGAACUGUCGCGUUUGGACUCAAUCACAUGAAGAGGGAUCUAUGGGCAUGCCGCUCGUGCUCGAGAUUCUGCCGGAGGCCGACAGAUAUGUGCUGCGUCUGCACUACCUCCCGUCCCGAGUGUCUUCAAGCCUUGCGCCUCUACUGCUUGAAGCCUUCGACAAGGUCUUAUCAGCCUGCCUCGCCCAUCCAUUGGCUGAACUCGUUCGCCACGAAGCUGCACACAGCUGGGGUGUAGCUGGGAAGCUUGCGACAGUAGCGAAUUGUGCUCACAACGGCAAUUCGGGAGACACUGAACAACUUGGCGAUGACUGGACUGCUGCAGAGCUCGACGUCCGCGAGGUCUUCGCAUUGAUCAGCAAGACGCCGGCACAGCGUAUCUCGAAGAAAACCACCAUGUACCAACUUGGCCUCGACAGCCUCAAUGCUGCACAGGUCGCGGCUCAACUUCGAAAGCGUGGGUACAACGCUCAUGCAUCUAACGUCAUCGAGAAUGUCACGCCAACCGCGCUUGCUGCCGUGGUGUCAAGACGUGCUGGCACCAGGCAUGCGAACGACCAAGCAGUCGACCUCACUGCCUUCGACCGCCGCCAUCGCUCCGCGGUAAUCAACGCAUUACGGACGCAAGGUUCCACAAUACAAGCGAUACGUCCCUGCACCCCAGCUCAAGCUGGCAUGCUCGCCCAGUCUAUCAGCAGCGAUGGUGCACUAUAUGUCAACCACGUGGCUUACCGCAUACCCCACACAGUAACCAUGGAAGAGCUGAAGAGCGCCUGGGCCCAAGUCAUGCGAAGACAUCAGAUACUACGAACCGGCUUCGGCACCAUCAACGAGGCGUCAGUCCCCUUCCUCGCGCUCACGUGGGCUGUCGGUGCUGUGUCGCUUCCCAUUAGUGACAUGACCGCUGACGACAGCAUCAAAGAUGUUGAAGGUCGGGUAGCAAGCAGCAUCUGUCAGAAUAUCCGCCUUCCACCCUGGCGCGUUCGAGUUGAGAUGAUGCACCGGACAAUGCUGCUGUCGCUGCAUCAUGCUUUGUACGACGCCGAAGGCCUGCGCUACCUGCUGGCCGAUCUGCAGUAUGCCAUGAAAGGCGACAAUAUCGGGAACGAGCUGAGCUUCGAUCGGCUACUUACUCAAGCACUUCGUAGCGCAGAAAUGAAGCAGGAACUGGAUACUUUCUGGCGAGCGACAUUGCAUGAUGCCCGCAUUGUCAGGUUUCCUGAUCUCAAUCAUGUGUCAAACACAGCAGCGCGGAUACAGUCCGUGAGUCGAACUAGCAUGCUGCCGCUUCCAGCAGUCGAGCGAUACUGCAAAGACAACAACGCUACGGUUCAAGCUAUCGGUCAGGCCGCUUGGGCGAUACUGCUCCAGGCAUAUACGGGUGAAACGGGCGUUGUCUUCGGUACCGUACUCUCCAAUCGUGCUCCAACCAGCGAUCAGGCUACCGCCUUCCCAAGCUUAACAACUUUACCUGUCGUAUACCCUACAUCUUCAUCUCCAGCGGAGCUCGUUCAGAGCAUGGUGGCCUACAACGCUCGCAUUUAUCGUCACCGUCCCGUAGCUUUAGACGAGCUUCAGCGACUGGCUGGUGAUCCUGGACGAAGCUUGUUCGACACAGUCUUUGUCUAUCAGAAACGGAUCGCAAGUAUAAGUGAUUUCGACUGGCCGCUGAUCAGAGAAUCUGCUGCUGUAGAUUAUGCCGCAUCACUGGAACUCGAAACUCUCCCGGACGACUCUAUAUCGCUGCGGCUUACCACCCACGGUCGAAGGGUACCAGCUGCUCAAGGCAACCUCAUGCUACAGCAAUAUGACAUGCUUCUGCAACGCAUAGUCACCGGCUUUCACAGCAACGUGUCCAACCAGCUCUGGUCAAUCAACCCCGCCAGAGAACCGUGCCUAGCAACCAACGUCAAACUCUUACAUGAGUACCUUGACAUCAGUGCCCAGCAGUAUCCCGAGCGUUUAGCACUCGAGUUCGUUGACUCUUUGCAUAGCACGCUGACGCAGCGAAGACGUUGGACUUAUAGACAGCUCCAGCAGCGCAGCAACCAGGUGGCUCACCUACUAAGAAACAAUGGCGCAGGGACUGGUGACAUCGUGGCGGUGAGUAUGACGAAAUGUCCGGAAGCUUCGUUUGCUUUCGUGGGUAUUCUCAAAGCGGGUUGCGCGUUCUUAGCCAUCGACCCAGAGUUGCCGGUUGCGCGGCAGCGGUUCAUCUUGGGAGAUUCCCGUACGGCCAUUCUACUCGUCGGUCCUAACGACGAGCUGCCCACCGCACCCGCGGGCGAGAGUGUCGCACCUGUCAUACGUCUUAGUGAGACGAUACUCGAUGAGUAUCCGGGUCACGCAGUAGACGCUGCUGACGUACAGGCUGAUUCGACUUGCUACUGCCUGUAUACCUCAGGAACCACCGGCACCCCAAAAGGCGUUCUUCUCAGCCACGAGAAUGCUGUUGAGGCUAUGCAGGCCUUCUCGCGCCUGUUCGCCGGCCACUGGACAAUCUCAUCCCGAUGGCUGCAGUUCGCUUCAUACUGGUUUGACGUGCAGGUCCUGGAACAGUUCUGGAGCUGGAGCGUUGGCAUCACAGUGGUUGGUGCACCACGGGACCUGGUACUGGAAGAUAUUCCAGGGUUCAUCGAUAGCCUUAGCAUUACACACAUCGAUCUCACUCCGUCUCUUGCUCGUCUUGUGCAUCCGCAUGACGUACCUAGCUUGCACGGCGGGGUUUUCAUCACUGGAGGGGAGGCGCUCAAGCAAGAGAUCAUUGACGAAUGGGGCCCGUACUUCACCGUCUGCAACGGAUAUGGACCGACAGAAGCUACCAUCGGGGUGACAAUGAACACUUUUAUCGGACCCGAUGCAAAACCAUCCAACAUUGGGAAGCAAUUCGCUAACGUAGGCGCAUACGUAUUGGAGCCCGAUGGGGAUCAGCCUGUCUUGCGUGGCGCUGUUGGCGAGCUGUGCGUUUCAGGCAAGCUCGUUGGAAAAGGAUACCUCAACCGACCGGACCUCACUGCGAAAGCCUUCCCUUUCAUGGAACGCCACGGUGAGCGCAUGUACCGCACUGGAGAUUUGGUCAGGCUUCUGUCAGAUGGAUCGUUCGCUUUCAUAGGCAGAAAGGAUACGCAGGCGAAGCUCCGCGGACAGCGACUAGAGAUCUCCGAAAUCGAUAAUACCAUCAGCGGCUCAUCGCAUGAGCUCGAAGACGUUGUGUCAAUGGUCGUCAAGGACGAGGGUGGUAGGAAGCAAACCCUGGUGUCUUUCGUAACGCUCUCUUCCCAGUCGCGGUCUCAGGCCCUCGAACUUGUCACGUCCGACAUCGCCAAAUCACUCGUUCGCACGGCCAGUGAGACGUGCAAGCGUAGUCUUCCUGGCUAUAUGGUGCCAACCCACAUACUACCGGUCAGUGGUCUGCCCUUGACCGUCAACAACAAGAUUGAUACGAAGCGCCUUGGGUCAUUUUUCAAUUCGCUCACCAUGGAAGACCUCCAAUCUCUGUAUACAACGAACCAGCAAACCGCACCGAUGAACGACCGCGAGAACACAAUCUGCCAUGUCAUUGCAGACAUGCUGUCUGUCAACAUCGAUGUGCUGAAACGAGAAUCGAACUUCUUCUCUGUCGGCCUUUCAUCCGUCUCUGCUAUCACGUUCACGAGCUUGCUGAAGCGGAGAGGUCUACACGGUGCGACCGUCACCAGGGUCAUGCAGAACCCGACUGUUAGCUCCCUCGCCAAAAGCCUCGUCUCUGAUAAUAGUGGCGACAGCAAGGAACGCAGCCUUGUCAGACAAGCCCGGCUCUCCAUAGCCGCAUUCUCUCAACGCUACCGAAAUGCUGCGGCUGCAAAGGCAUGCGUCGCCCUUAACCAGGUUGAGGUAGUCAGCCCCUGUACUCCACUCCAGGCUGGACUCCUGUACGAAUCAACGAAUGCUGUCGAGAGGCCAUAUUUCAACGAAUUCCGAUAUCUUCUGGUCAAGGCUGACCCACAAAGACUUCAGGCAGCUUUCAACCGCUUGGCUUCUGAGGUGCAACUCCUAAGAACAAGAUUCGUUCGUACUGAUGAUGGCUUCGCGCAAGUUGUCAUUAGAGACGUGGAGGUGCCUUGGUUUUCCACGGAAAGCCAGUCACCGAACACUGAAGAUAGCUUCGCGGAGCAAAGAGAACUGUGGCUCGAUGCCAACAACGAAGACAUUCUGCAACCUGUCCGGGUUUGUCUCGCAACGAGCAACGAUGCACACACUUUGACGGUAUACGCUCAUCAUGCGAUAUAUGACGGGAUCUCUUGGGAUCUGUUGUUUGAGAAGCUUGCGGAAGCCUACAAACACGGGGAGAUCCUUGAUUCCGGCCCACGAUUCACGGAUGUACUGCCUUAUGGUCCACUAUGUCCACUGCCAGAAGCAAAGGCAUUCUGGCAACAGCGAGCACCAAUGCUUGUCCUCAACCCUCUUCCUGUUGUACAUGAAUGGGACCAACAGACAGCUGCCUCGAGCAGUCUACGUUUUGAGCCGAACGGCUCGAUUGACACUCUGCGCAAGGGCUUAGGUGUCUCGCACCUAUCAGUCGUCCAAGCCUGCUUUGAGGUGGCGUUACAGCAGCACUUCACAGCUCGCACUUACGGUCACGUUGUUUCGGGGCGGAGCAUACCAUUUGAGAAAGCUGAUCGGGUCAUCGGGCCACUCUUUAACACUUUGCCGACUGCGAUUGGAAUCCAAGCUGGAGAUAGCUGGCAAGAUCUCAUUAACCGCUGCCACCAGUCUAACGUUGCCACCCUCCCCUUUCAGCACUCGUCGCUCAGAGACAUCCGCAAAUGGUGCGGCAGGUCAGCGUCUGAUCCGAUGUUCGACGUCCUUUUCGUCUUCCACCACCGACAGAAAGCGUCUGUAGCACCAAACGAGGAGCUGUGGACAGAAGUCGAGCAGCCACCGAGGGCACAGUAUCCGCUCGCAGUCGAAAUUAGCCUGCAAUCCGAUGGGAGCCUCUCAAUCGUCUCCGUCGCCCGAAGCAAUGUCGCUCAGCAGGCCGACUUGGCGGCACUUAUACGAAGCUUCGAAAGCGCUUUGAGUAGUGCGGCAGAAGCUCCGCAGCAGCGGAUUACCGAACGUUUUCAGAUCGCCCAACACGCCGAGGGUGCCGUAUCGGCUCCAGCGCCUGCGAAUAUGACCAAUGUGAACGGUACUUUCCGCUGGUCGGAGAAGGCUGUCGCCCUCAGAAAUGCCAUUGCGCAGACCGCUGGUGCUGACGCAUCGAAUAUCAAGGAGCAUACCAGCAUAUUCAGUCUCGGUCUCGACAGUAUCGACGCCGUGAAGCUUGCCUCGAGAGUCAGGAAGCUGGGCCUCGCGCUAUCGGUCAGCCAGAUCUUGCGAAGUCAAACCAUUGCUGGGAUGAUGGAGCUCGUUGAAGUAGCGAGCCCGAUACAUGCGACAACCCCUACAGACAGCAGGCUGGAUACGCUUUCGCAACAGCUACAGGAUGCUCUGCCAUCCGUGGUGUCGGAUACUUCUGUGGCGCGGAUUCUGCCAGCAACACCACAUCAAGAAGCUCUCAUCGCGGACAUGCUGCGCUCGGAGUUCGGAAACUACUAUAACCACGACGUCCUAAAGCUGAGACCUGGCGUCGACCUACCAAAGCUCAAGGAGGCAUGGCUGGAAGUCAUCAAAGCCUCCCCAAUCUUACGGACUGCUUUCCAUCCGGUAAGCUCUGCUGACAUCUCGGCCACGUUCGCUCAAGUAGUGCAAGAGACAGUCCCAAUUACGGAAGUCUCUCUAUCUGCUGAGUCGGAAAUGGAAGACCGGGUUCGGUCAAUCACUGCAGAAGUGAGAUCAAGCUUCCCCCAAGUUACGCCGACCAGGCUCACGUUCGUCAAAUGCGCCUCUGAACGCUACCUUGUUGUGUCGCUGUCACAUGCGCAGUACGACGGGCACAGUCUCGCACUGCUGCACGAAGACGUACAGCAAGCGUAUAGUGGACAACUUGCUGCAAGACCAGCAUACGACGACCUCAUUGAAGAGGCCCUAGCAGCAACCAAUGACGGGGCACGAGACUUUUGGACCGCUGCUUUGUCCGGCGUAACAUCAACGGCCUUUCCAGCAAGAAAGUCAGCAAUCGCCACUUCUACUGUGCACCGUGUCGAGCGGACCUCUUCGCUUACGGCGAACGAGAUCCGCUCAUUUUGCAAAGGACAAGGCGUGUCCAUGCAAACGCUCGCUCAGACAUGCUGGUCUCUUCUGCUGGCACACUUCACUCGUAGCCUCGACGUCGUAUUUGGCGGCGUACUUGCGUGCAGAGACAGCGAGGCUGCUGAACAGGUCAUGUUCCCAGCUAUGAACAACGUCCCCGUCAGGGCCGCCCUCCAUGGUACAAGGCUGGAAAUGCUGCGGUAUAUGCAAGAUGUGAUGAACGAUAUCCGGCCGUAUCAGCGGACACCGUUGCGCAUGAUACAGAAUGUCUGCGCCGAUGGAAGCAACGAGCGACAAGAUGGCCUAGUCGACACUCUAUUCAUCUACCAGCAUCGUCCGGAGUCCUCAGAAGCAGGACCCGAGCCGCUGUACGACUCUGUUGGUGGGACGUCGAGCGUUGAGUACCCGGUAGCGGUCGAGAUGGAGAUGGUCGGUACCAAGCUAGAACUGCGCGCUGCGUGUAAGGACGACGCGCUCGAUGCUGCAGGCACGAGGCAGUUGCUUCAAAGGCUCGACAAAGUUCUGAAUUCGAUCUUGAGGGAACCGGAGAAGCCGACCGUGGAUUUCAGCGAGGAUGAAGUGCUAAUCUGUGACCUGCCGGGCAUAACUUUAACAUCUCACCUUGGAGAUGACAACACUAACGGCAACGUCUCAGAAACAAAGCAGCAUAGCAGAGACGGUCUUCUAUCCCACACCGCCCUGCAGAUCCGCGAAGUGCUGGGUAAAGUGGCAAAGGUGCCCGGCGAAAGCGUAACGCCAUCAACAAGUAUACAAAGCAUCGGUAUCGACUCCAUCUCGGCAAUCAAGGUCGCAUCAUUGCUGCGUAAGCAGGGCAUCUCGCUUUCCGUGAGCCAGCUCAUCCGUGCCAGGACGCUCGUGAAGAUGGCCGAGCUUGCCGCGGCAGGGAGGGAACCUGAGCCCACCACCUCCCGCACGCCGGCUUCGGAGAUCAUUUCGACAGCGUUGCGACAGUAUGACAUCCCAUCGCUGCUCAAGCAGGCCCAAAUCGACCAAGAGAAUGUGGAAGGCUUACUGCCAGCUACGCCCGGACAGGUUUAUACGCUAAAUGCCUGGCGCGGGACGGGCGGGCAGCUGUUCUACCCGACCUUCAGCUACCAUAUCAAGGCCGCUGUCGACGAAGACCAGCUUCGCAAGGCCUGGGAGGGUGUGGUUGCACGACACGCAAUCCUUCGGACGGCCUUCUGCGCCACGAGCGACAAGCACAUCCCAGUGCUGCAAGUUGUACUCAAGAGCCCGCCUGCAAGCUUCUUCACUGGAGAGCACAAUUCCAGCAAUAACACUCCGUCACCGCAGCCCAUGGUUACCCUGCGAAGUGCUGCUCGUAAACACAGCGAUGGUGGCGGCGAAGAAUGGCGGCUGGAUCUUCACAUCCACCACGCAUUAUACGACGCCGUAUCUCUACCCCUUCUAACCGACGACUUUAGAGCACUGAUUUCUGAGCGUGGGCGCGCGAUCUCACAGACGAAGUACGAAGACUUCCUCGCUCUAUCACUGACGCCCGAGGCGCAGACAGCCCGACAAGCAUUCUGGUCGCAAUACCUCCGCAACCUCCAACCCCUGACCCUCCAGCAGCCGAAAUCGAGAGGUCAGCAGAGGAGAGUGGAACUCUUCAAGCCCGCUCUACUCGCCGACGUCAACGAAUUGGAGCAGCUCACCCGGAAAGAAGACAUAACCCUCCAAUCCCUCCUCUUCGCCGCCUACGCAAAGAUCUACGCCGUUCUUGCCGCCACCCAGAUCACAGCGGCGCCAGCGGCUUCGCAGCCAGAAGACGUAAUGCUAGGCAUCUACCUCUCCAACCGCUCCCACCUCCCCGACCUCGACCGCCUCGCAGCACCAACGCUGAAUCUCGUGCCCUUGCGCGUGCGGGCGCCGAGUGUACGACCGGUCCUUAAGCUUGCCAAGCAGAUACAAGAAGAUCUGGGCGAGGUUGGCACGGCGCAGAAUGCUGCCGUGGGGUUGUGGGAGAUUGAGGAGUGGACGGGCGUUGAAGGGGUCGAUACGUUUGUGAACUUCCUCAAGUUGCCGGAGAGCCGCAGCACGGAGGGUACGGAUAAUGACGGUGUUGUCAUUACGGAGUUGGAUGGGAGGCGUAGUGGAGAGGGUUACAGCCGUGUUACUGAGCCGGCGGGAGAUGGGGAGAUGGAGAUGCCGAACGAGCUGCGAACGCUGGGAGACGGGAGGGCGUAUCACUACUCGCUCGAUCUGGAAGUGGCGGUCGUGAAUGGAGCGCUAGACGUGGGUUUGUUUUGUGCGGAGGAGAUGCUCGGGCUAAGUGAGGCGGAGCGGGUGGUGGAGGAGCUCAAGUUGUCGCUCGAGGAAAUGGUUGGGACGGCGAAGGCAUGAUAUUGCCUCUAGUUCACAGGCAGUGCGUAACAGAUGUAGAAGCGUGAAGCGUUCGGUAUAGAGUCGUACAGGUAAUACAAGCGUGAUACACCACAUCACCUGCCGACCAAGCAUUGCGAAACACCUCAAACACCUGCCAGUUGAUCAGACUGCUUCAUCGCGUCCAGCCAUGAUUCCACCCCUCCCUCCCCGGCGUCUCGGUCUGUAUCCUCGCAUACUCGAUAGGCACCCCAUCCCAAAUCCCCUCCUUCCGCAUGGCAAUGCGAAACAGCCUCCCCGUCUCCUUCCCACCCUCCACUGCCGCCUCGCCAAUCCUUUCUCGAUCUUCCGCCGUCAAGCCAUGCCCGUCGACAAGGCGUAAAGCCUCGCAAGCGGCGUUCAUGCUGUUGUAUUGCCGUUCCAGUUCCAGUUCGCGACGUUGGCGAAGUUUGGAUUGGUAGAGUUGCCAGGCGCGGUGGAUGGUCCAGUGGCGGAGGGCGCGG
Messenger RNA from Baudoinia panamericana UAMH 10762, 15409 nucleotides. RefSeq lists its product as uncharacterized. The coding region runs from base 249 to 14927 and encodes 4892 amino acids. The record is from RefSeq and is a predicted model, not a curated record. NCBI's taxonomy places the organism in Eukaryota, Fungi, Ascomycota, Dothideomycetes, Mycosphaerellales, Teratosphaeriaceae. Gene Ontology annotation, molecular function: phosphopantetheine binding; catalytic activity. The transcript is spliced from 7 exons. Gene Ontology annotation, cellular component: cytoplasm. Gene Ontology annotation, biological process: amino acid activation for nonribosomal peptide biosynthetic process; secondary metabolite biosynthetic process.